Messenger RNA from Trichobilharzia regenti, 632 nucleotides. NCBI's taxonomy places the organism in Eukaryota, Metazoa, Platyhelminthes, Trematoda, Strigeidida, Schistosomatidae. The record is from the annotation of a GenBank genome assembly.
CUAGUUUUGUAUAAUAUUAUAUAUCGAUGACGUCUGCAUUAAUCAUUUUCAUUUUCCUUGCCACAUUACUGAUUCACACUGGCGGUGAUAAGUUAAAAUUAAAUAAAGAAGUUAGAGAAGUAUUCCAGUUGCAUAAAUACUAUCGUAAUUCAAUUCGUUUUUGUCAAAUUCCAAGACAGCCACCGGCUAAAUUCUUGUCAAAAUUGGUUUGGAAUAAAGAAUUAGCUAAAAAAGCUCAAAUUACAGCUAACCGAUGUAAUUAUGCCUAUGACAGCCCGUCAGAUAUGAAAUUCGAUGAAUUCAUUUCAGUAGCACAAAAUAUCGCUGAUAGUCCAUCAAUUCAAAAAGCAGUAGCUAGUUGGUUUAGUGAAUAUAGAAAUUAUACCUAUGAAACAGAUAAGUGUAAAGGCACAUGUAUGCAGUACAAGCAAAUGGUGAGAGGAGAAGAAACAGAAAUUGGAUGUGGUGUUAAAAAAUGUAAAAAGAAUUACGUAGUUGUAUGCAAUUAUUCUCCAGCAGCUGAUGAAAAUCGUCAACCUUAUGAAAAAGGCAGUAAUAAAAAUUGUGACAAUGUGGAUGAUGCAGAGUAUUAAAAAGAACAAUUUAAGCUUUAUUCCACAAGUGAAAUGAAC